Molecule: messenger RNA, 1170 nt
Organism: Exophiala aquamarina CBS 119918
Lineage: Eukaryota; Fungi; Ascomycota; Eurotiomycetes; Chaetothyriales; Herpotrichiellaceae
Exons: 2
Coding region: 1-1170 (389 amino acids)
Biological process (GO): nucleotide metabolic process
Molecular function (GO): ATP binding; ATP:ADP adenylyltransferase activity
Source: RefSeq, a predicted model, not a curated record
AUGGAGGGACUGCUUGGUAUACGAGAAUCUCUAUCGACACUAAUAUCAAGGAAGUUCCGGGAAGCCUACAAAAACAAGGACAUCAUCUUUUCAGACACGUCUCUUGCGAUUGUCCAAACCCAGAAUGGAAUCCCUGUUGGUCCCAAUCCUUUCAUUCCAUACAAUUUCCUGUUCCAGCUUCGAUAUUGCCCAGCAUUAGCAAAAAAGCCGACAUCCACGCCGACAUCCAAACCACAAGGAGGCUCGUCAGACACACACAAAAUGGAGAGAGAAGACUCGAAAACCGAAAAGCCAAAAUUCAACCCAUUUGCCAAUCCUGCACCUGAGCUUCUCAUCGCGCAAGUCCCCAGAGGCAACGACAAUAUAAAAUAUUCGCAUGCCCUGAUUCUCAAUAAAUUCCCAGUAAUCAAAAACCACUUCAUUAUUGCAACAAAGUCCAACAAGCCACAAACAGCUGUCCUUGAGGAAGAUGACCUCAGCAUGACCUAUGCGUGCCUUCGCGCCUGGAGUAAUCAGCGACAUGAUCCGGCUCAUUCCAAGCGACUGUUCUCAUUCUUCAACUCUGGAGAACACAGUGGUGCUAGCCAGCCACACCGGCAUUUGCAAUUCCUCCCGGUGGAGGACAUGCUAAGGAAUGAGAAGGAGCACUUCGACCUCCUCAUCGACCACAUGACUGUCCAAGCUCAUCCCGAUCUGCCAUUAUAUCAGGACCCGGCUCUUCCGAUCCUGCACUUCGCAACUCCCCUAGAAGAAGGAAACCUAUCAGCAUCGGCCUUGCAUUCGAAAUACGUAAUGCUGUUAAGGGCCGCCAUCUCGGCGGUUCAACACCCUGGCGAGCCCUUCAACAGCAGCAGCUCGUUCAGUGUCGAAGACAAUAGUGGCAGCGCGGCCGUCAGUUAUAAUCUGGCAAUGACGACGGAGAGGAUGGCGAUCUGCCCGCGACGCAAAGAGGGUGCCGGCAUACUACGGGGUGCCAGUGCCAGUGGCCCCGAUAGCUUCGUCGCCAUCAAUGGGACCAUCCUGGGAGGCACGCUGAUGGUCAAAGACGAGGCGGAGUGGGAUCUUCUCAGACAAGAUCCGUCGGUCCUCGAGGAUCUCCUAGCUGAGUUGGGAUACCCGUUGUUAUCUUGGCUGAGUCUGGAGCCCACUGUCACCGACGCGCGAAUGUGA